AAUUUAUGUGUGUUCAGUCGCCGGUGUAUAUCCUAUUUGAGCUCAUUACUUCCAUAAGAGCAGUUGUUUGGCUGUUAAUAAGGCGUAGCAUUAUGUCGGCACUCCAAGCCCAUGUUCAACACCCAUCAUGCCGCCGUGCGCUUUUCCCAGCACCUUUGAAGCAUAGGCAUACGUCUCUUGUCCACCGAGCGGUCGUAGACCGUGAAAGCUCGCAGGACGUUCAGAGCCUUCUAGCACUUUAUGAUGGUGACGGUGAUGGGCGAUUGACUCUUGCAGAAGCCCAACAAGCCUUUGCGGCAAUUCAGACCCUCGAAACCUUGCGCGGAUCCCCUAAAGCGUCUAUACAGCCUUUGCGACCUGUUGCACAGCCGGUCGCACCUGCUUCCUCCACCGCACCUUCUGGGCCGGCAACUUGGGAUGUACAGGUCCUCAAUGGCAUCCGCGCAGCAAAAGCGCGCGGUCAAAGCUCUGCCUCGGCGCUGUCCUCCUACAUCGCCAGCAAGCUGCGCAACAGCGGCAAGUCGCGCGCGACCGCUUCCGACGUGGUGUGGUCCUUUUGCGGCAUGUUUGCAGCGGUUGCAGCGCUGGGUGUCAUGAGCCUCCAUGUGCGUAGCUGGCCCCUGGUGGGCGAGUGGCACCAGCAGGGCCUGAACCUGCUGCUGGGGUCCUUUGGCACCAUCUGCGUGCUCCUCUUCGCGCGGCCGGAGGCGGAGGCCAUGCGCAUCUGGAACUUCGUGGCCGGCCAUGUGAUCGCCACUGCCACGGUGGUGCUGCUGCUGCACCUUCUGGGCCCGGGGGUGUUCACGCGCGCGCUGGCCAUGGGCCUCAUGGUCGCCUUCAUGCUGCUCACGGACUCGGUGCACCCGCCGGGCGGGGCGCUGGUGCUCAUGGCGGUGGACUCGGCGCCCAUUCAGAACAUGGACUGGUGGUUUAUGCUGUACCCCUCGCUAGUGGUCACCGCCGCUGUACUGCUGCCGCUGAGCCUGGCCUGCAACUGGCUCAAGGCCCACGCCAGGUUUGACUUCCCAACCGACGCACCCGCAUCGCCUGCACCGUCGUCGGCGCCCUCCACGCCCCCGCGACCCCACCCCUUGUCGCCCCCGUCGACACCGCCCUCGGACCUGCGACCCAAGCUGGCGUAAUUCUACCUCUGCGCAGCAGCUUGGGAUGCUGAGACGCUCUUGCCUUGCUGCGGAGCGGAUGGCAUAUGCAUGCACGGCAGCAGCAGGAAUAGCAGCGUUGGCACCGAGUCCUGCGUGGCCUAUGCGGCUUUGGCAAUUAACAUGAGCAUUUGAGGAGAGAAAUCCUUGUGCAUUAUGGGGCUGUGCUGUGAUUGUGGCUGUUCGUUAGUCAGCACAGCGGUGUUCACCGUGCGUGCAUGCGUGCGCAGAGUUGAGCCCUGAUGAUGUUAUUUAUCUAGUAAUAAAGGGUCUGCUGACAGCGUGCUCAAUACGGCCGCAUUACACGUGGUCCUGACGGCUGGCGUCGUGGCUUACGUACUUGUUACAUGGCUGUUUGGUUUACGUGAAUUUGUGGAUUAGGACCGCGCAUUUAUUCUUUUCCGCGCCUGUGAGCAGGUCUCCCCGUGGGGGCGUUACACGCUUACACCUCAUGUGUGCAUCAAAUGUUGCAGGGAUGUCAUUGCUUCCUUGGCUUCAUCUCGGCUUGCUAGUUUGUCAACUGCACGUGACACCUACCCUAGGCGGUAUCUGUGUGAUUGGGGUCUGAAGGUAAGCAACCCUAUGAUUACUGCCUUUAGCGGCUACUUCCCUGCAUAGCCCACCGUGCGUAGCCAAAGUCUGGAUGCUUAUUGUCCGUUACCGGUUUGUGUUUUGGGCCUUUGCUCUUCAAGGCAUGUCCAUGUGACCACCAUGUUUGCCGCAGUUUGCGGUUGGUUGACUUAUCACUUGCGGUUUCGUCACUGUUCACUGCGUUCGGGGUUCGGAAAAGCACGGAACCACCGAAUGACUUCAUUGGAUUGCGUAGUGGUCUCUAUCAAGUAUGCCGUAGACUCGGACCGCAACAACAUGCUGUUGAGCCGUACAGUCUCGUACGCCACAUCUGAAUCCGCCAUAACUUGUGUUGGCACGUCAUUUUGCUAAUGGGCUUUGCGUGUUGUGUGCAAGGCUAGUUGGCAUACAUGGCUUAAAGAUGUUGUCGAAAAACGCUUGCCCGGCUUAUCCUCAACAACAAUGCUGACUGGCGGGGGUACUUGCCUGGGGCAUAUCCUGGCGGCCCUAUCCUGCCCCAGAGGCCGUAGCACCGAAC
Astrephomene gubernaculifera is the source of this 2268-nucleotide messenger RNA. The record is from the annotation of a GenBank genome assembly. Lineage: Eukaryota; Viridiplantae; Chlorophyta; Chlorophyceae; Chlamydomonadales; Astrephomenaceae.